AUGGCUUUGGCCCAGAACGUAGUGCCAACCGGAUCUGCUGCUAAGAAUGAUGGCGCAAACCUUGAGCAGUCUGUCUCGCCUAUGUCUCCACCCGUCACCGCCGCUUCGACACCCCGACCGCUUGAUUACGAUCGCCUCGUGGCUGAUAUUCCAUUCCUUCCAAAACCGCUUGCCAAGAUAGUGACCAUUAUAGUUCGAGGCACAGAGAGCAUGCGUCCUUCCAGCAGUGACAUGCUCGGUAUGGAGGGCGGCGUACGCUGGUGGAAAGUCCUGGAACCGGGUCGUGGGGUAUUAUACUACGAGUGCGCUCAAAUGUGUUUCAUGUGGCCACCCUACUACAGCGCAGCACCCGAAACCGUCAAGGAGAUGCUUGACUUCAUCCGUGCCGCCGAUGAGAACGACGAUGCUCUCCAAGCGGCUGUGAGGAAAUACUCUCUCUUCGAGACCUACCAGAAGGAACGAGAUGAGCGAGCCCUUGCAAGAAACCGUAAAGAUUGGGUCGCUGCGCCAAUACAAGCAGAGGCUGCUCCUCUGAAGCGCAGGUACAACGAUCGAGAAGAUCUGAAUGACCAGUCGAGCCACUCGCAGACCGACUCGCCUCCUCGUCGCGUCUCCCGCGUAAAGCGUCGGCGGCGCAUUGUAGAAUCUGACGAGAGCUCAUCAGAGGCGACCGACCCACAGCCACAAGCCAAACCGAAGUCCGUGAAGAAGGCCCCAAAGCAGAGGAUGCCCGGAGAGCUCAUACCGGGCAAGAAGUAUUACCACUGGCCUCCAGCUCGCCUUCGUGUCUUCCGCGACAUCAAAGGCCUCGCUGAUAAGGAUCUACCAGUCUCUGCACUUGGAGGCCCCCAACAUGAGCUCGAGAGCAUAUGUACAUCAAGCGCAGUUGACCUUCGGCUAUGCAAUGUAGACAUGAGUGUUGAAGAGAUACUGACAUACUGGACACGAAGCCUUAGCGGCGAGAAGACCGUCAUGCGCGCUACUAUUCAGAAAGAGUUCAGGGAGGUCAGGACUUGGGCCGUGAAGAAGCUGGGAGAACAGAAGCUGGCACAAAAGGAUGUUGAGGGCACGAAGGCGGUUUUCAAAGGCAGCACGGUGGAAGGACCGAAGACUAUGGCUAACAUGGCUAAAAUGAAUCUGGACAGCGGCAAUACUGGCUGCGACAAGGGCGAACCGUUCGAUUACUACGUUCACGACCUCGCAGAGGGUGUUCAAGACGACCAUCACCCGACUGGAAAGGGUGCACAGCUUCUGACCCGUGUCAUAGAACAUGUCAGGGAAGUUGGAGACCAUGACCUCCUCCUCAGUGGUGUGGUUGAGUAUGCCCAACAACACGACAUCGUUGUGCCAGUGAGUGACCAACUCACGGGAGGAGUGGAUGUCGAGGAUAAAGCCGCCAGAAACCGACACAAGAAAACAGUGGCUGAUUCCUAUGUUGCAAAAUUUGGUCAUCACCCCCGAUGA
This is a messenger RNA of Parastagonospora nodorum SN15, 1464 nucleotides long. RefSeq lists its product as hypothetical. The record is from RefSeq and is a predicted model, not a curated record. Bases 1 to 1464 code for a protein of 487 amino acids. Lineage: Eukaryota; Fungi; Ascomycota; Dothideomycetes; Pleosporales; Phaeosphaeriaceae. The transcript has 3 exons.